Messenger RNA from Nicotiana tabacum (common tobacco), 1249 nucleotides. RefSeq names its product F-box/kelch-repeat protein At3g24760. The record is from RefSeq and is a predicted model, not a curated record. Gene Ontology annotation, molecular function: protein binding. NCBI's taxonomy places the organism in Eukaryota, Viridiplantae, Streptophyta, Magnoliopsida, Solanales, Solanaceae.
UCUUUGUUCAGAUAUUACAGAAAAAAAAUCCUUUCUUACCUCCCAAUUCGUUCUAUAGUUAUUGCUUCCUCUGUAUGCAAAAACUGGAAUUCAAUAAUCACCUCUUCUUCUUUCACAACCAGAAUCUCAGCUACAAAAAAAUCAUGGCUUUUUCUCUGUGGCCAAAACAAUAUUUUUAUCAAAAAUAACCAACCUUUUGCUUUUGACCCUGAUGCAAAUAAAUGGAUUACACUUCCUACUUCAACCCUUUUAUCCCAAGAUUUCUUUAUUGGUUCAAAUGGUUUUUUCUUUGCUACUUCUCAAAAUUUCAGCUUUAAGCCAACUCUCAAUGGCUCUUGGGUUCAAACUAGUCCUUUAAAAUUCUCUAGGUGUAAUCCUCUUGUUGAUGUUUAUUACAAAAAUGGGUUAAAUCAUGAACCAAGAUUUAUUGUUGUAGGUGGUGUUAGAUUUGUUGGUGGAUUAGUUGAAAUUGAGGACCGUUUGGCUGUGGAAAUUUAUAAUCCAAAUUUGGAUUUUUGGGAACUUUGUCCACCUUUACCAGCUGAUUUUAGGUCAGGUAAUUCAUCACAAUGGUCAUGUUCAUCUUUAUUGAAAGGGAAAUUCUAUGUUUUUGGGAUAUAUUCUUGUUUUAUUACAUGUUUUGAUUUGGACAAAUGUUUGUGGAGCGAGGUUCAGACACUUAGACCACCUGGAAUUUUGUUUUCAUUCUUGGUUUCAUGUCAAGAUUGUUUAGUUUUAGGUGGAUUAUGCAAUUCACCUAAUGGACCAAAUUUUAUACUUUGGAAAGUUGAUGAGAAAACAAUGGAGUUUAGUGAAAUUGCUAUAAUGCCUCAAGAAUUGAUGUAUUAUUUGUUUGAUAGUGAAGAGGAUGACAAAUAUGCUAGUUUAAAAUGUGUGGGAUUAGGGAAUAUUAUUUAUGUGUAUAAUGAAGAACAUCACAAGAAUUACAAUGCUUGUGUUUGUGAAUUUGGAAAUGAGUUUGGGAAGUGUAGUUGGAGGAAAGUGCCUAAUUUGCCAGCAAGUGCUAGUAAAUUUCAUAGAGUGAUUAGCUUUUGUUCAAAUGUUUCCCUUGAUAACAUUCUUCAGGGUGCAAGAAUUUAAGUUUGACAAAUAAGCAUAUAUUUGGUGGAAUAGUCGAUGUGCAAUACAAAUUGAUUGGGUGGAAAAACUCCCGAACAUUGUUGUUACGAAGAAAUAAUAAGUUUCACAAUGUUCUUAUGGGUGCAAAGGAAAUUCUUGAUCUGGGGCA